AUGGUGAGAACCCCAUACAGCAACCAAAAUGGCCUCAGGAAAGGAACAUGGACACCAGAAGAAGACAUGAAGUUGGUUGCUUAUGUUACGAGGUAUGGCUGUUGGAAUUGGCGACUACUCCCCCAGUUUGCUGGACUGGCGAGGUGUGGAAAGAGUUGCAGGCUUCGGUGGAUGAACUAUCUAAGACCAGACAUCAAAAGAGGGAAUUACACUCCACAAGAAGACAACACUAUCAUCAGACUUCACCAAAAAAUGGGUAAUAGGUGGUCCAAGAUUGCUGCUUGUUUACCAGGAAGAACUGAUAACGAAAUAAAAAACCAUUGGCACACCAAUCUCAAGAAGAGGGUUCAAGAAAACUCAGUUGCGCAUGAAGAACAUAGAGCCCUCAAGUCAAGCGAUCAAAUUUCAUUUGAAUCAAGGCAAGAGUUCAUCGACUCAUCAGUCUCUAUCAGUACAACCACUGCUCCUUCUCCACAAUGUGAUUCCAUAGCAGAUGAGUCCCAGAACUCAAGUACCUUCCAAGAGUCUUCCACAGAUACUGCUGGUGGUUUCAGCAGUAAUGAAAGUUUGGUUGGGAAAGAUUGUUAUAACUUGUCUACGCCAGAUGCGCUCAUUGAGACUAUGGGUGGUGGUUUUUGGACGGAGCCGUACAUGUUUGACUUUUCCUACGUCCCUCAGGAAGCAUUGUUACCUUUGUCCCCUGAAUACGAAUACGAUGCACAUCUCUGGGAAAACAAUCAUGGCUUAUUUUGA
Messenger RNA from Neltuma alba, 753 nucleotides. Its product is annotated as transcription factor MYB13-like. Lineage: Eukaryota; Viridiplantae; Streptophyta; Magnoliopsida; Fabales; Fabaceae. Bases 1 to 753 code for a protein of 250 amino acids. The record is from RefSeq and is a predicted model, not a curated record. The transcript is spliced from 3 exons.